AUGAAGGUGUCUCCAAGCAGACAACAGGACCUGCUCCUCCUGUCAUCCAUCCUUCGACUAUCCCAACCACUAUGCGCCAGCUGUGGCCGUCCUCCUCUCCAUCGCUCACCACAGACCACAUCUCCCUCGAGCCUCCCCGCGCGCCGUUCCUUCUCGAUCCUCAACCGCCCUCCACCGAACUACCCCGGCCAUGUCCCGCUCACACGUGUGGAACGUCUAGGCCUAGCAGUGGGCAGUGCCAUCACCUCACUCUUAAACCCGUACCGCCAUGACAUGAUCGCUGCACUGGGCGAGGCAACAGCACAGCCAUUCUUCAUCACAUGGCUGCGGAACCGAAUGCUGUCGGACCCAACGGGCCGACGGAUCCUACGGGACCGACCGCGGAUCACGUCGACGACCAUGUCGCUGGAGAAACUACGCAAACUGCCGGAGAACAGUGUGGGCAGAACAUAUGCGGCCUGGUUGGACCGGGAAGGCGUCACGCCCGACACGAGGGAUCCGGUGCGGUACAUCGACGACGAGGAGGAGGCCUACGUGAUGCAACGGUAUCGUGAGUGCCACGACUUCUACCAUGCCGUGACAGGUCUGCCGGUCUGGGUGGAAGGCGAGGUCGGGCUGAAGGCGUUUGAAUUCGCAAAUACGGGCCUGCCUAUGACCGGGCUCAGUCUGGCUGCGAUUCUCCGACUCAAGCCGCAGGAGCGGCAGAGGAUGUUUGAGAUUUUCUUGCCGUGGGCUUUUGCCAACGGUUGGCGGAGUAAAGACUUGAUCAAUGUAUAUUGGGAAGAAGAGCUGGAGACGGACGUCGCAGACCUGCGCAGUCGUCUGGGGAUCGAACAGCCUCCGGAUCUGCGGGCUAUUAGGCGGAAAUUGAGAGAUGAACGCAGAGCUGCAAAGGCUGCACAGGAGGCGGCUUGGAUGAAGAACACUAGUACCACUGCUGCUGCUACUCUUUCUCCCACUGCCUCUCAGCAAGCCACUGUGUGA
This is a messenger RNA of Capronia coronata CBS 617.96, 984 nucleotides long. RefSeq lists its product as uncharacterized. Bases 1 to 984 code for a protein of 327 amino acids. The record is from RefSeq and is a predicted model, not a curated record. The transcript has a single exon. Lineage: Eukaryota; Fungi; Ascomycota; Eurotiomycetes; Chaetothyriales; Herpotrichiellaceae. Gene Ontology annotation, cellular component: mitochondrial inner membrane; mitochondrion. Gene Ontology annotation, biological process: ubiquinone biosynthetic process.